GAGACGCUUUCUGGCAGAAUUGUAAGGUUUAGGCUCCAUUUGUGUGCUGUAGAACAAUAAUGUUUUUCGUUUUAGUUUAACUAUCAACGGUAAUACCAAGUGACCAUGUUUCAAAGAAGCACUCCGCUGCUCCCACCUGCCCCGGUGGAUAGCACGGGGAAACGGCUGACCUGCCAGCGGGGCUCCGGUUCUCCACCUCCGUCAUCGCAUCCAGCGCAGGCAGGGGGCGGCAACAUGGCGGUGACAGCAGCACAGACGCGGAGACGCGCAUUAUAGAGAGCGGCACUCUCACAUGCACGCAGCUUUGUAUACACAGCGCAGGUCAGUCAGCUCAGUAACCGGCUGGUACCGACAACACACCGGACUCUCUAACCGAAACUCCCGAGAGUGGAUUUUACAGAGAGAGAGGGAGCGAGAGAGGGGCAUUUCUUGUUUGUGUUUUUGUUUGUCACGGCUUCGCUUGUGUUCCUGUCUUUCUUUUCUUUUUUUGUUGUAUGUUUCCUGAGCAGUGAUUGGAUUUAUUAUAAGGAGAAAGCGUGUAACUAGCUUCUGAAGCCGCCCGGUUUUGGGUGGAAAUGACAAGCGAGAGACCGCCGGUGACAAUGCCGGGGUCGAUGUCGCUCUCGGACCGACAACCUCCUCCAGGUCACAGGCAACACGCGGCUGCAGUCUCCGCUGCCACCGGUGAGACUAUGAUGAUGUCCGGUUCAGGUUCAGUGGUGCUCCCGGCUGGUAUUAUCAAUCCGUCGGUUCCAAUCCGGAAUAUUAAAAUGAAAUUUGCAGUUGUCAUCGGACUGAUCCGGGUCGGAGAGGUUAACAACCGGGAUAUUGUUGAAACGGUGCUGAAUUUGUUGGUGGGUGGUGAGUUUGAUCUGGAGACAAACUUCAUCAUCCAGGAUGCAGAAAGCAUCGGCUGCAUGGUGGAGCUGUUGGGGCACUGUGACGUCACCUGCCAGGCCGAAAUCUGGAGCAUGUUCACCGCCAUCCUUCGGAAGAGUGUUCGAAACCUGCAAACGAGCACUGAGGUGGGCCUCAUCCAGCAGGUGCUGCUCAAAAUGAGCUCGGUGGACGACAUGAUUGCAGACUUGCUGGUGGACAUGUUGGGAGUGCUGGCCAGCUACAGCAUCACAGUGAAGGAACUGAAAUUGCUCUUCAGCAUGCUACGAGGGGAAGGAGGCCUCUGGCCGAAGCAUGCAGUCAAAAUGUUGUCGGUGCUGAACCAGAUGCCCCAGAGACACGGCCCAGAUGCCUUCUUCAACUUUCCUGGUCGCAGUGCAGCAGCCAUUGCUUUACCUCCUAUUGCCAAGUGGCCUUAUCAGAAUGGGUUUACAUUUAACACCUGGUUCCGGAUGGAUCCCUUGAAUAACAUCAACGUUGACAAGGACAAACCAUAUCUCUACUGCUAUCGGACCAGCAAGGGCAUUGGGUACUCUGCACAUUUUGUUGGUAACUGCUUGAUCGUCACAUCACUCAAGUCCAAAGGAAAAGGUUUCCAGCACUGUGUGAAGUAUGAUUUUCAGCCCAGGAAGUGGUACAUGAUCAGUAUAGUUCACAUCUACAGCCGCUGGAGGAACAGCGAAAUCAGAUGCUAUGUUAACGGACAGCUGGUUUCUUACGGAGACAUGGCAUGGCACGUCAACACAAAUGAUAGUUAUGAUAAGUGCUUCCUCGGGUCCUCGGAGACAGCAGAUGCAAACAGAGUGUUCUGCGGCCAGCUAGGAGCCGUCUACGUGUUCAGCGAAGCCCUUAAUCCCGCGCAGAUAUUUGCAAUUCAUCAGCUAGGACCAGGCUAUAAGAGCACAUUUAAGUUCAAGUCAGAGAGUGAUAUCCACUUAGCGGAGCAUCACAAGCAGGUGUUGUAUGACGGUAAGUUGGCCAGCUCCAUCGCCUUCACCUAUAACGCCAAGGCCACUGACGCCCAGCUCUGCCUGGAGUCCUCACCGAAAGAAAACGCCUCCAUCUUUGUGCACUCACCGCACGCCCUUAUGCUACAGGAUGUAAAAGCCACAGUGACUCACUCCAUCCACAGUGCCAUCCAUUCCAUUGGUGGGAUCCAGGUGCUCUUCCCGCUCUUUGCUCAGCUGGACUACCAUCAGCUGAACGACCAGGUGGAACCCAAUGAUCCUAAGGGCCUGAGGGUAGAAGCUCCUCCUGAGCCUCUCAGUGCUGGCCUGGUGUAUCCAUCAUCACGUGGACACAUCACCAGGGCUGUGUUAGAGCAGUUCCUCUCCUUUGCAAAGUAUCUGGACGGCCUGACACAUGGGGCACCACUGCUGAAGCAGCUGUGUGACCACAUCCUGUUCAAUGCUGCCAUCUGGAUCCACACCCCUGCCAAGGUGAGCUCCCACAGGUCACUCAGCCCAUGA
Molecule: messenger RNA, 2366 nt
Organism: Perca fluviatilis (European perch)
Lineage: Eukaryota; Metazoa; Chordata; Actinopteri; Perciformes; Percidae
Product: neurobeachin-like
Exons: 13
Coding region: 576-2366 (596 amino acids)
Biological process (GO): intracellular protein localization
Cellular component (GO): cytosol; membrane
Molecular function (GO): protein kinase binding
Source: RefSeq, a predicted model, not a curated record